This is a messenger RNA of Penicillium crustosum, 777 nucleotides long. Its product is annotated as guanylate kinase. Gene Ontology annotation, cellular component: cytosol. The transcript is spliced from 2 exons. Bases 1 to 777 code for a protein of 258 amino acids. The record is from RefSeq and is a predicted model, not a curated record. Gene Ontology annotation, biological process: purine nucleotide metabolic process. NCBI's taxonomy places the organism in Eukaryota, Fungi, Ascomycota, Eurotiomycetes, Eurotiales, Aspergillaceae. Gene Ontology annotation, molecular function: GMP kinase activity.
AUGUCGCUCCCAUGGGCCAGUGAAGCGGUAAGGUUGUCCGACGUACACAUUAAAUUUACACCGUGUACUUCCCACAAAGCAGAGCUCAAGUUUAUGAUAUACCUAGGCAUUGUUCUAUAUAGCCAACUACUACCCAUCCCAAAUCCCGAUAUCCAUCGUCGAGACAAGAACCCCAUUGCUGUUGACAACAUGGCUUCAUCAAAACCUCAAGAUCGACGACCUCUUGUCAUCUCCGGCCCCUCAGGCGCAGGAAAAGGAACUCUUAUCCAAAAGCUCAUCGACGCACACCCAAACACAUUCAAACUAACAGUCUCUCACACAACCCGGCAGCCACGUCCGGAUGAAACAGACGGUAUAUCCUACCACUUUGUUUCCGUCGAGACAUACAACUCUCUCAAAUCCAACGGAGGUCUGCUAGAAGAUGCAAUGUAUACCGAUGACUUCUACGGAACGAGUAAAGCAGCACUCGAAGAAAUAUUCGAGAGGCAACUCAUCCCUAUUCUUGAUAUCGAGAUGAAUGGCGUGCAACAGGUGAAAAUUAACUCUGAGUUUGACGCCCGCUAUGUUUUUAUUAAACCGCGAGAUCUUGGUGUCCUUGAGCAGAGGCUUCGGGGUCGAGGGACAGAGAGUGAGGAAAAGAUUCAGGCUAGGUUGGAGCGGGCGAGAAGGGAGCUUGAGUUUGCUGAGACUGCGGGUGUUUUUGAUACUGUUAUUGUGAAUGAUGAUUUGGAGAAGGCUUAUGUGCAGCUCGAAAGGUUUAUUUUCGGGUUGGCGUGA